AGUUAUAUGGAUUAAUAGAGCAUUAGAGGUAGAGAUGGCAGCAGGUAAAAUUUCCUUUGUUAAGACACAGGGGGUGUGGGGAUUUACUGCUCUUCUCGUAUCUGCAGUCUGUGAGUGGUUUUUGAUAAUACUAUUGCUUUUCGAUGCCCUGCUGUCGUAUCUACUAACAAAGUUUGCAAGUUUCUGUCGAUUGCAAGCGCCUUGUAUAUUGUGCUCUAGGCUUGAUUUUGCAUUAGGUGGUCAAAAGUCUGAGUUAUAUCAGACACUACUCUGCAACAAUCAUAUAUCAGAAAUUACCUCUCUGCUGCCAUGCCAUAUUCACAAUAAGGUUGCGGAUGGAGUUGGCAUGUGUGAUGAUUGUCUCUUGUCAUUCACAGCAAAGACUAAAGCCAAUUCAAAAGCUCAUAGAUUGUUGGUGGGUAAACUGGGUCUGUUUCAUGGUGACUGUAGUUUCCAGUGCUCGUUGAAGGAUGACUUGUUCUCUGGUUCUUCGGAUUCAAGGCCAUGUACCUGUUGUGGAUCGAUAACGUCUCACUUUGUAGGGAAAAACAGUCGUGAUUCAUUAUGUUAUUCUGGCUUCGCUGAGUUGAAACUCCAUCCUGAGUCAGAGUUUCCAUUUUCUGCUGAUGAUAACAAUGUUUCUACUGUAAUUCAUGAAAACAAUGAAGCUGGGAGUGAUCCUAAGUGCCAAUGUACACCAAUAGCAUCAUCAAAAUUUCUUCCAAGUGACUCAAGCACAGCGGAACCAGGAAAGAAUAAAGCUGUAGAUGUGUCUCAAGCAAGUGAUAAUGGACUUCAAUCAAUCAGAGAUCAUGGGGGCAGUUUUAUGAAGAUUGCUAUAAAUGCUGAACUGUUCGAAAAAACUGAUCUGGUUGUAAGUGACUCUUCUCAUACAAGUCUUAGGCACAAGGACAGGGAAGAAUUGAAGCUAUCAUCACACAAAUCUUCUCAAGAUUCUAGUACCUCACUAGUUAUUCCAUUAGAUGAUGCUUAUCCCCCAAAGAAAAAAGCUGAUGCUGCUAGCUCCAAUGGAACUAAGGUACUUCAAAAGUCAGUCUCAUUGGAUUCUGGUCUUGGAUCUAUGUCUGGAAGCAUUGUCAGUAGAAUUGAGGAGGACUCUCUUGUUGAUCAAUUGAAGAGACAGCUUACGUAUGACAAGCAAUUUAUCAAUUCCUUACACAAGGAACUGGAGGAAGAAAGAAAUGCUUCUGCUAUUGCAGCAAAUGAAGCAAUGGCUAUGAUUACAAAGUUACAAGAGGAUAAAGCAGCACUCCGAAUGGAGGCCCUCCAAUAUUUGAGAAUGAUGGAAGAGCAAGCAGAACAUGAUGCAGUUGCAUUGGAGAAAGCUGAUGAUCUGCUGUCAGAAAAGGAAAAAAUGAUACAAGAUUUGGAAGCAGAGCUAGACUUUUAUAGGUUAAACUUGGUAGAAGAACCUAUGGAUGAGAAUAUGCAUGAGGAAGGUAAUCAUUUUAAUGCGGCAAACAUGACAUUACAAAAUGUUGGCUUACCUCACAUCACAAAUAGCAUUAACUCUUCUUGUAAUUCAAUACAAGCUCAGAAUUCAUAGUCAGAAAAGAUUCAUUUGUCUUUAUCUGGCAAUAUUUGGGGCCUUUGGGCAAAUGCGACAGAGAGAAUGACGUUUCAUUCAUUUGGUUUGGCUCCCAAUUUUGAAGGAUCAGGAGCGUUUCAAGAACAGGCAUCUCCAGAUCGCACGGAACAAGAUAGUAGAGUACAAAAAAUGAAUAGUAGGCCUUAGCUUUAACCGCUUGUUCCUUCUUUGACCGGUCAGUUUUGAACUGCCCAUUGUUCUUUUAACUGAAGAGAAUAAUGGGUUUUAGUCCCGUUGUGCUGAUAAGAUGGUGAGUUUCAUAUUCUAAUGUAAGUUCAUGUGAUGGGAAAGAACUUUCACUGUAAAUCCCAAGUCCAAACAGCUUGGCUCCAUUGGGUAUGGUGGUUAUAGGAGGACACUAUCCCCAGUUGUCCUAAGUACCCACAGGGAAUUGCUGAUUGUAACUGUGACAGAUACCAUCUGAUCAAGCCGAAGCAUAAAGCAUUUACCGAAUAUGGAAGGAAGUGAGGCACGACUCUGAAGUGGUAAAGUAGUUUUUUUUUUUUUUUUUGGGAACAUAGUUUUCUGUUGUGCACUGCCCGAAUCAGGAUCUUGUGAAACAUCUCUAAAUGUGUACCAUGUAAACAU
Molecule: messenger RNA, 2197 nt
Organism: Neltuma alba
Lineage: Eukaryota; Viridiplantae; Streptophyta; Magnoliopsida; Fabales; Fabaceae
Product: myosin-binding protein 1-like
Exons: 2
Coding region: 35-1567 (510 amino acids)
Molecular function (GO): myosin binding
Source: RefSeq, a predicted model, not a curated record